UUUUUAUAUUAUUCAAUAUUAUUAUAGGUCGAUUUUAUUGAUUUGAAGUUUAUAUUUACAAAGUGUUUUUGACUGUUUUCCCACAUAUAAGUAGUAAAUCAAAGUUAAAUCUUUUUUACUUAUAAAUUUUAUCAUAAUUACAAGGUAAACAAAUGGAAGAGAACAUAAAAAUCUGCUGUAGAAUAUGUUUGGAUGUUGAGUCGAAACAUGUAUCCAUUUUUGAAGAUCCCGCUGUUCUUUUACAUAUAAAAUCAUGCUUAUCAAUAAAUGUAAGUUCCAACGAUGACCUCCCUACAGAUAUUUGCGUAGUUUGCGUAUCGCAGUUAUGCGACUUUUACAAUUUCCAACAAAAUGCUCGCUGUUCACAAGACUGGCUGGAAUCAUCGCAGUCAAAAUCAAAGAAAUCGUCUGAAACAAAGACUUAUGUACAACCGUUACCUGAUUCUGAAUACAAUUCGGACUCGCUCCUGGAAUUUCUAAAUAAUACAGCAAAUAUAGAGGAAUAUCUGAACAAUUUAGGUAAAGAAGAUAUACCUUCGAUAGUAAGUUUGCUUGAUAAAACGAGCGAACAUAACAUAGAGUUUACAAAAUCAAUUAAUAAAGUUAGUAAACAACCUAGUCCUAAGAAGAAGGAAUCACCGAAAACAAAGAAAUGUAUUAAAAUGGAUAUAGAUGUCUUAGAUUCCGAUGUUGAGUUAGUAAAAGGAAUACUGUUUAAAGAGACAGAGCCCAAAACUAAAAGUAAUCUUGUAAAAUAUGAUAAGACAACAUGUUUUGGUUGUAAAACGAAAUUUGAUGAUAUACAAAAAUUAUCACAACAUUUAAGUAUCUGUGAGAUUGCAUUUAGAACAUGCAUAUAUUGUAAUACUCUAUUUGAUUCUAAGAAAAAAAUGAAAAACCACUCAAUCAUUCAUGGAAUAUUAACACAAAUGAGUUGCUUCUGUGGUAAACAGUUCACAAGCAAAGAAUUACUUUUAAAACACUAUAAUAGUUGUAGAGUGGACCAAGUGUCUAUGUUAGGGUUGUGUCAUCGCUGCAAACAGUGCGGAGUAAUAUUUAAAGAUAGAUUUGAACUAUACAAACAUGCAAAGCGACAUUUAAUUAAAUCGGCUGAAAAGAUUUGUGAUAUAUGCGGACAUACCUGUAUCGGUGCAGACGCAUUAACUAAACAUAAGAAAAAGGAACAUGAAAAACCUGACAACUUAUUAUAUAGAUGUAAGAUUUGCAAUGAAAUAUCAAAGAAUCAUAAAGAAAUGUACAUCCAUGUACAAAAUCACACCACAAAGCAGGCUGUUGGUGGUCACUUGUGCGAGUCCUGUGGUCACAGUUUCGCGACAAAAGCCACGUUAUUACGUCACUCUUUGCUGCAUAUGGCACAAAAUGAUCAUGAAUGCUCAUUCUGCUCUAAAAAGUUUUCAAAUGCUAAAACUAAAUAUGAACAUCAGUUAAAACAUUGUGAAAUUACUAUGUGCGAUAGAUGUGGUCAUAAAUUUGAUAAAAAUAAAUUAGAGUGUCAUAUGUGUGUUUAAUAAAAUGUGUAAAUAAUGUUUUAAA
Molecule: messenger RNA, 1554 nt
Organism: Papilio polytes (common Mormon)
Lineage: Eukaryota; Metazoa; Arthropoda; Insecta; Lepidoptera; Papilionidae
Product: zinc finger protein 2-like
Exons: 2
Coding region: 153-1529 (458 amino acids)
Cellular component (GO): nucleus
Molecular function (GO): zinc ion binding
Source: RefSeq, a predicted model, not a curated record